Messenger RNA from Quercus lobata, 2365 nucleotides. Its product is annotated as cytochrome P450 71D11-like. The coding region runs from base 1 to 1530 and encodes 509 amino acids. NCBI's taxonomy places the organism in Eukaryota, Viridiplantae, Streptophyta, Magnoliopsida, Fagales, Fagaceae. The transcript has 2 exons. The record is from RefSeq and is a predicted model, not a curated record. Gene Ontology annotation, molecular function: iron ion binding; oxidoreductase activity, acting on paired donors, with incorporation or reduction of molecular oxygen; monooxygenase activity.
AUGGAACUCCACGCCUUCUCCUUCCCAACACUGUUCACGUUCUUGCUCUUUACUUUCAUGGUAGUCAAACUAUGGAAGAGAUCCAAAACCAACCACUCAAAUUUAAAUCUACCCCCAGGGCCAUGGAAGCUACCUAUUGUAGGGAACAUGCACCAGUUUGUUGGCUCUCUACCCCAUCGUGCAUUGAGAGACAUGGCAAUGAAACAUGGCCCCCUUAUGCACCUUCAACUUGGAGAAGUUUCUACCGUUGUGGUUUCAUCACAAGAGUUUGCCGAACAGGUGAUGAAAACUCCCGAUAUUAACUUUGCAUCACGGCCCAGUAUUAUAGGUAAAAACAUCAUGUCUUAUGAUUCUACGGACAUAAUCUUUGCACCGUAUGGCAAUUACUGGAAACAACUACGAAAAAUUUGCUCGCUGGAGCUUUUUAGUCCAAAGCGUGUUGAAUCUUUCCAACCAAUUAGAGAAGAAGAACUAUCAACUCUUAUUCGUUGGAUUGCUUCAAAGGAAGGGUCUACUAUCAAUCUUACAGAGAAAAUGUUCUCAACAACAUAUGGCAUCACUUCAAGGGCUGCCUUUGGUAAGAAAUUCAAAGACCAAGAAAAGUUCAUAUGCGUUGUGAAGCAAGCGAUAGAGUUGGGUGCAGGUUUCAAUGUAGCAGAUUUUUUUCCAUCUGUUAAACUGCUCCAUCUGGUCAGUGGGGUAAGGACUAAACUUGAGUGGAUGCAUGAAGAAGCCGACAGGAUUAUGGAAAAUACUAUCAAUGAACAUGUGGAGGUCAAGGCAACAAGAAAAGCAGAUGAUGAUGCAAGAGAAGAAGAUCUCAUAGAUGUUCUCUUAAAAUUUCAGGAUCGUGGUGGUGACAAUGAGUUUUCCUUAACUAACAACAACAUCAAAAGUGUCAUCCUGGAUAUAUUCGGUGCUGGGAGUGAGACAUCAGCCACAAUCGUAGAUUGGGCAAUGUCAGAAAUGAUGAAAAACCAAAGAGUGAUGAAAAAGGCACAAGCUGAGGUGAGAGAAGUCAUUAAUAGAAAAGGGAGGGUUGAUGAGACAUGUAUUAAUGAGAUGAAAUAUUUAAAGUUAAUUGUUAAAGAGACUCUGAGAUUACAUGCUCCUGUUCCUCUCUUGCUUCCCAGGGAAUGUAGAGAGAGAUGUAGACUUAAUGGGUAUGAAAUACCUGUUAAAACUAAAGUUAUUGUUAACGCAUGGGCUAUUGGAAGAGAUCCCAAACAUUGGAAUGAUCCUGAGAUGUUUAAUCCAGAGAGGUUCCUUGAUAACUCUAUUGACUAUAAGGGAACUAAUUUCAGUUAUAUCCCAUUUGGAGCUGGAAGGAGGAUAUGUCCAGGCAUAUCAUUUGGAAUGAUCAAUGUUGAGCUUCCACUUGCACUAUUUCUGUACCAUUUUGAUUGGAAACUUCCUAAUGGAAUGAAGAAUGAAGACUUGGACAUGAAUGAGGUCUUUGGCGUCACAAUAAGAAGAAAAUAUGAUCUACAGUUGAUUCCCAUUGCUUAUCAUCCCUUGCCAGUUGAAUAAGCUCACACGUGAAUACUUUUGAUUUCUUUUAUGAAAGAAUGAUGCUUACAUCAGUUGGAAUAAGAAUUUGUAUGCUUAUUAGGAUAAGAAUAACAGUAUUGUAUUUUCAUCUAAAUGCAACAACUAAUAUAAAGGGAAUUUUAGGCAAUAGUUAGGCAAUUAAUUACCUAAGGCCUCCAAAUUUUAGGCAAUAGAUUAUUUUUUUUGUCGCUUGUGGGACGCACUUGGGUCCAAAAUAUUUGUUUUUUAUAUUUAAGAGUUUUAAAAUGUAAAACACAUAUUCUCUUUCACAUAGCUAAAAUAUAUCUCUCACUCUCACUCUCUUUAAUAGACUGAAAUAAACCUUGGAAAUUUAAUGUCUCUUAUCUACUACACCUUCAAAGGUGCACACCAUUUCCGUCGAGAAACUCACUUUCAUUCUCUUGGUUAUCUUCACCAUUAAUCCCCAUGUCAAAGACAUAAACAACCUCCUCUACUCAAAGCUCAUGCUUCAUCACGAUACAUGUCAAGGAGCUCGUUCAAGGUUUCAUUGAGGGUGAGAAUGAGAUCCGUCUGCAUGCCACCAUCAUAACCAUGGAACAAAUCUUAAGGGUUAACUUGCACUCAAUCAGUCUUGGCUUCUCGAUUACAAUGUAAAUGUUAAACAACUUCUUGAUGUGCGUGGCCAUGACUGUUUUUCAUACCUUGACCCGAAAUUAAUGUCUGAUUGAGGCUAAUACCAAUCAAGCCAAGGUACAAUAUAUCCCUUAGAGUUCGUUUGGUUGGAAGGAUGGAAAAGUGAGAGAAUAGAAAAUAGAGGAAGGAUAGAAAAGUGGGAGGAUAGAAAAUUUUUUAG